AUGUCUUUGUACAACGUCUGUUAUUCCACUGGGGAAAUUAUGGAGCUUGUUGCCUAUGAAGAAAAGUAUUCUGCUCCUCUUAGGUAUAUAAAUUUUGUGCUAGCUUUGUCGACCUGCGUCAUAGGACUGAUUGGCAAUGCCAUCGUCAUCUUUGUCAACAUAUUUGUAAUGAAGAAACAUAAAUCCAGAAUCUGGUUCUUGAACUUGGCCAUCACCGAUUUUGUCUCCCUCCUCUUAUUGCCUCUCCAUGCUUUUGCUGUAUUAAAGGACCACUGGCCCUACGGAAAGCACAUGUGUAAGAUAUUCCUCUUUGUUAUCUGUGUCAAUAUGUACACUAGCAUUUUCAUUCUCAUCGCCUUAAAUCUCAGUCGGGUUCUGUCUGUGGCGAAGCCAAUGUUUCAUCGGGAGUUUAUCUCGCAACGUGUUUCGCGAUGGACCUGCAUAACCAUAUGGGUGAUAACCAUAUUUGCCAGUCUCCCAGUGUUGCUUUAUAGUGGUGAGUUUACUAUUGGAGAUGACAGUCAUUGCAGUUUAUAUUGUGCUAAAGACUUUGAUGAGAAAGCAUCUGGCCCUACAUAUAAUUUAACUGAACCUCUAAGCUCAGAGAACAAGGCUUACCUAGAUGUGCACAACAAGUUCCAAUAUUUUUUCAAUGAAUGUUCACCAGAAGAAUGCUGCAGCAAUGAGAGCACACUCAACACAUGGAAUAACAUGAUAUUUUCAAUACAGUGUUUUAUAAUCCCUUUGCUAGUGAUUGGCUAUUUUCUUCCAUUCUGUGUUAUAACAUUUUCCAACAUAACCAUAGCUAUACAGGUCCGAAAUUCCCAGACUGUGAACACACAUAGGCUCAAUCAAGUAGUCAUCACCAUCAUUAUAGUGUACUUUGUCACAUGGACACCGCUUAUUCUAGGUGAAAUUAUUAUUUUGGCUGCUGUUAUAAAUAUGAACAUAGUUUUCAUGUUUAAAAUCAUUACUUUCAUGCCGCUCCUCUGUACCAUUGCCUAUACCAACUGCUCCUUGAACCCCAUCAUGUACGUGCUGGUUGGCCGACAUGCAAGGGCCAGUCUCACCGUUUACUUAAAUAGCAUAAGCAUAAGAAGCAGCUAA
Nanorana parkeri is the source of this 1107-nucleotide messenger RNA. RefSeq names its product chemokine-like receptor 1. The record is from RefSeq and is a predicted model, not a curated record. Gene Ontology annotation, molecular function: G protein-coupled receptor activity; complement receptor activity. Gene Ontology annotation, cellular component: plasma membrane. The transcript has a single exon. Gene Ontology annotation, biological process: complement receptor mediated signaling pathway; positive regulation of cytosolic calcium ion concentration; phospholipase C-activating G protein-coupled receptor signaling pathway. Lineage: Eukaryota; Metazoa; Chordata; Amphibia; Anura; Dicroglossidae. The coding region runs from base 1 to 1107 and encodes 368 amino acids.